CAAAAGGGGUUUAAAUUACACAAAUACUCCUUGUAGUUUGGUCUUUGACAUCUCGAACCCAAAGUACAAACUUCUAAAUCCCCGUUCCACCGACUCCAUUUCCAUUUCCAUUGAAGAAAUGUCGAUACUGUGGGAGAAAAGCUCCGCAUGGCGAUGGCUAGUGAGGAAAACACGAGACUCCAAGCCCUUUUUCUUCGGUUUCGCCACCGUCUGUGCGGUGGUCCCCGGUGUCGUCGGCUAUUACGUCAUGCAGUUCACCAAUUCACGCAACGAUCAGCUCGAAGCACAGCUCCGUCGUGAUGCUCGCCCCGAUACCCUAUUGAUGGGAAAAGUGAACAAAGAGAGGCUGGGAGAGUUCCUCGGGGAGCUGCAGAGGAAGGAAGAUACGAAUGAUAGGUACGUUGCUGCUUUGAAGGGGGAAACCUUAACCAGAAAUCCAUACAUCAGAGUUCAACCCGUCAACCCCUCUCAAGCCGACAAAUGAAGAAGGGAAGAUCUGGUGAGAUUACACUUUUAUCAGAAUGUUCUGUAAUUUAUCGAGUUUAUGAUGAUUGAUGAACUUGCAACAAGAAAGAAGAAAGUUUAUGAUGUACCUGAAGAUGAUAUCAAUUGAUGGUUUUCAUUGUGUAUUUUGCUUCUGUUUUAUCUUUUAUAUGAGGAAACUAAAUUCUUGACCUUCUUAAAUUCAGAAUAAGUGGAUAAAAAUAGAAAAUAGAGGCAGUUGUUAUCGAAACUGUAUGCAAGGCAAAUCAGCCGAUUUGAGAUUUAUAUCGUUUGUUA
This is a messenger RNA of Helianthus annuus (common sunflower), 780 nucleotides long. RefSeq lists its product as uncharacterized. The coding region runs from base 119 to 484 and encodes 121 amino acids. The record is from RefSeq and is a predicted model, not a curated record. The transcript has 2 exons. NCBI's taxonomy places the organism in Eukaryota, Viridiplantae, Streptophyta, Magnoliopsida, Asterales, Asteraceae.